AGCAGCUCUAGUCCCGGCCCGUCGCCUCUUGGGUAGCCAGUAAGUCGACACGGCCGCUUGCCCGCUCCCCUGCCCUGCCCUCUGCCCUGACGUUAGCGCCUCUUCUCUUCCCUGCGGCGAAUCUGCGCGACCUGUCCCGCCGCUAACAUAGUUUGGGCGGUUGUCAGGGAGAAACAAGAUGGCGGCGGCGGCAGAGGAGGACACGGAGCUGCGGGACCUGCUGGUGCAGACGCUGGAGAGCAGCGGGGUACUCAAUAAAAUCAAGGCAGAACUACGAGCAGCUGUAUUUUUGGCACUUGAAGAGCAAGAAAGGGUAGAGAACAAAACACCCCUGGUAAAUGAAAGCUUGAAAAAGUUUCUAAAUACAAAAGAUGGUCGCUUGGUUGCUGGUCUUGUUGCAGAAUUUCUUCAGUUUUUCAAUCUUGACUUUACAUUGGCUGUUUUUCAGCCUGAAUCAAGCACACUAAAUGGGCUUGAAGGGCGAGAGAAUUUAGCCCGAGAUUUAGGAAUUAUAGAAGCAGAAGGUACUGUAGGUGGCCCCUUAUUGUUGGAAGUGGUCAGAAGAUGUCAGCAGAAAAAGGGCUCCAGUGGCGGAGAAGUAGCUCCAGUUCUGUCUGACAUACAUUCUUCAUCAAAAUCACCCGACAGAAGAUCAAAUACACAUCCAAUAUCAAGUAAGAUACCAAGGUAUAAAGGACAUCGUAAACUGAAAAAGUGCUUGGACAAGGCUGGUGAGCAGGUUGCCGAAACCAGUCAAAGCGAUACAAGUAUUUCAUCAGGAGAAACAAAAAGCAAAAGCAGCAUUCACUUUCUUCCCAAUGAGACAAAGCUAGUUUCUCAACCACACAACAAAGACUUAAAUACCAAAGAAAAAAGUGAUCCAGCUGUAGGUGAGGAUGAUAUAGAGGGAGAUUCAUUUUUUGAUGAUCCCAUACCCAAACCGGAGAGAAACUAUGGCUGGCCCCUUGAUAAAAAUAGUGAUACUGAAGAAGAUGCAGGAGAUCUAUUUGUGACAGAAGACAGGCAGAAGUCCAUGGAUAGGAAAACAGAGUCCAACAAACGAGGAGGAAGCCUUGCAUCUCUUUCUGAUGCACCCCCGCUAAGGAGUGGGCUAAGCUCCCUUGCUGGAGCACCUUCACUAAAAGAACCUGACCAUGCAAAUAGAAACUCUGUUUUGAAAGAUCUACGCUUGGUGAAUGCAAAAUUUGGAUCUCUUGAAUUAGGAACUGGUGAUGAAGAUGAGUAUGUUGAUGAUUUCAACAGUACCAGUCAUCGCUCAGAAAAAAGUGACAUCAGUAUUGGUGAAGAAAUAGAAGAAAUUUCUGUGGAAAUAGAAGACUUGAAUGCCAGUGAUAAACUUGAAGACCUCACACAAGAUCUUACCAUUUCUCAGUUAAGUGAUGUUGAUGCUGCAGAUUACAUAGAGGAUGUGGCAUAGAACUGAACAGCAGAGGUGUUUCAAGUGUUGGAUUGAGGACUCUUGUGGACUGCUAUUUUCAGACAAUCAUUCUUUGCUGGAAAGUCUGUUCCCUAUUUGUGCCUUGUGUUUCAGAAAGACUGGAGAUGUAGAGAGCUCUUAUAAAAUCAUAGCAAGAACUGAAUGAAAUAGUUCAUUCCAGCUUGAGUCUAAUAUUGGAAUUGUUGUUCUCCAUCUGGUUCAGCAAAACCUUUCACACAAGGAGUUGAAUUUUUCCAGCUGGAUUUCCAUUGCUGGCGAUGGAUACACAAAACCAUCAGUCUAUAGGAGAACAUAACUGAAGAAAUCAGCAAAGCUGCAGAACUUCUAUACAGAUGUAUGGCUUUAUAAGAAAUUUACACUGUUAUGGUAACAGUCUGAUUUUUUAGCUAAGGUAAGCAAGAAAACUUAGAGUUACUUCUUCAACUUACUAAAAUCUUCAGCACUCUAUUUGAAAUUUACAUAAUAUCUAAUAAAUCUGCCUCAGUACCUAGUCACUCCAUGCCUACUUUAAGGAGUCAAGAUUUUUCAGAAGUGACUAGUGAUUUUUGGGAGCCCAACUUUAGAGAUCUGUAAGGGGCCUGAUUUUUAGCAUUUUCUGAAAAUCAGGCCCCUUUAAAGUGUCUCCAGUUGAACAGCCCAAACUGAGGCAGCUAAAAUCAGUAGGCACCUCUUGAAAAUCUUGGCUGAAGUAUCUGUCAACUCUGAACUUUCUUGUUUUAAUGUAUUUGUCAGACCAUUAACGUUACUCUAAACUACUUUUUUUGUGUGAUUAUUUCAUUAAUGUUAACAGCUGUUAAAAUCCCAAUAAAAAUGUGAGAUUCCCUUAUGAUCCACAGAUCAUAAUACAGAAUAACAAAAUUUCUGAGAAGAGCUGUUUAAUGGUUUGUGGAGUUCAUGUUACUGGGGAAGAUCUUAAUUUGUAUUGACUCACUUUCAUUGUUUAAAAUCCAUAUUCGUUUUAAAAACAGAGCACCAAAAAAGUAUGAAACAAUUAAACUUCUCUGUGUAUCAGAAUCUAAUGACUAAUGAACAGAUUUAAACCCAAAUAUUUAAAAAUAAAUACCGGGCCUAAGAUAUUGAACCCACUAAGUUAUAGCCAGGAGCACAUUUUUGUAUUUCCAUUAUCAACUCUUGAAAAACAGUCAGUAAUGGAAACAUUGACAGUUUCUUAACUAUACUGUCAUGCUUGGCGCUGCUGUAUUAUAUAGGUCAUGGACAUUUGUAAUACUGAAACAAGCCGUCAAAAUGUGUAUUUUUUGAGCAUUGUUAGAAAAAUACAUUGGAAAAGAUACAUGUCAGUGAAUAUAAAGAUAUAUUAAUCAUC
Molecule: messenger RNA, 2783 nt
Organism: Gopherus flavomarginatus (Mexican gopher tortoise)
Lineage: Eukaryota; Metazoa; Chordata; Testudines; Testudinidae
Gene: CEP43
Product: centrosomal protein 43
Exons: 14
Coding region: 179-1438 (419 amino acids)
Biological process (GO): microtubule anchoring
Cellular component (GO): centrosome
Molecular function (GO): protein binding
Source: RefSeq, a predicted model, not a curated record